CAUAAUGGACACCGGAAACCCUAAUACGGGAGAAUCAAGCGCGCCAUUGGUGGCAAACAACGGUUUGAGAAAUGACCGUCUUAUCCCCCAGUUAUUUCCCUCCGUUCCAGCUAUCAAUGAAGCUGCUUCUUAUCUGGUGGAGAAGACCUCAUUGUUAACCAGCUGUUUCUCUGAUUAUUCUGUGGAGCCUUCAUACGAGGAUCCUGAUCAACAGGAAAUGGUUACAAUUGUUUCUGAAGAAUCCCAUAGAUCUCUUGCUCACACCGAUACGUCUCCAAGUGGAAGUCUUUCAGUUUUUUCUGGAUCAUGUAAUAUAGCAAUUGAUGCUCCUCCUACACAUGAUGGAAUAACAAGAAGUUCAGCAGGAGAUUUAUCUCAAAAUGCUAGUACGCUUGUGCAAUCAACUCCUUCCAGCCAAAAUGGCAUUUCUCUUUUCCAAGGCCUCAUUGAACGGGCACGAAGGACUGUUCGUGGGUCCGCAGAUGACAUAGGAUGGUUACAACGUGCUUCAGAAAUGCCUCCAGUUGAAGAUGGAACAGAGAGGUUUAUUGAAAUACUUGAUGAUAUUAGGCAUGGUCUACACAAAUUGCCAAAUUCGGUGGUUUAUUUGUUGGUUCCAGGACUUUUCAGUAACCAUGGUCCACUUUACUUUAUUAAUACAAAAACAAGCUUCUCCAAGAUGGGUCUGGCCUGUCAUAUUGCCAAGAUUCACAGCGAGGCUUCAGUUGCAAAAAAUGCUAGAGAGAUAAAAGAGUACAUUGAGGAAAUCUAUUGGGGUUCCCAGAAACGUGUCCUGCUUCUUGGACAUAGCAAAGGUGGAGUAGAUGCAGCUGCUGCUUUAUCCAUGUACUGGGCUGAUUUGAAAGAUAAAGUUGCUGGGUUGGCAUUAGCUCAGAGUCCAUAUGGUGGUAGUCCAAUUGCUUCAGAUAUACUGAGAGAGGGACAGCUUGGUGAUUAUGUUAAUGUACGGAAACUCAUGGAGAUCCUGAUCUGUAAAGUAAUUAAGGGUGACAUGCAAGCUCUAGAAGAUCUGACUUAUGAGAAGAGGAAAGAAUUCCUGAGCAAAAACCCUUUGCCACGAGAACUCCCUGUUGUUUCAUGUCAUACAGAAGCCAGCAUUUCUCCUGCAGUUUUGGCCACGUUAUCUCGAGUUGCACAUGCAGAAGUACCCAUGGUUGCCCCACUAUCUGCAGGCCAACCUGCAAAACUCCCCGUGGUGAUGCCCCUUGGUGCUGCAAUGGCUGCAUGUGCCCAGCUACUUCAGGUCAGGUACGGCGAGAAGAGUGACGGGCUUGUAACUCGUCGGGAUGCAGAAGUCCCUGGCUCUGUUGUCGUGAGGCCACAGCGUAAACUCGAUCAUGCUUGGAUGGUCUAUUCAUCAUUGAAUGAUGACCCUUCUGAAGCAGAUGCAUCUCAAGUCUGUGAGGCUCUUCUGACAUUGCUUGUUGAAGUUGGACAGAAAAAAAGACAUGAACUUGCCAAGAAAGAUGAAUGAGGCCAAAUAUAAUCCCACUUUUCGUUUUGUAAUAAUGAGGCCAAUAUAAUUCACUUUUCAUUUUGUAACCAGGAUCCAACACAAUAAUAGAAUUGUUCAGUCUUAGAUUUUUUAUUUCAAAUCUUAUAUAUCUAGAUAAGUAUGUAUCUAUCCAAAAUAUAUGCAAUUAGGAUCUUUGUAUUCGGCUCAAUCCUUUUAGUAAAAGAUUGGGCCGAGUUUAAUUGCAAUUCACCAAUAUAAUUCACUUUUAAUUUUGUAA
Molecule: messenger RNA, 1754 nt
Organism: Cornus florida
Lineage: Eukaryota; Viridiplantae; Streptophyta; Magnoliopsida; Cornales; Cornaceae
Exons: 8
Coding region: 5-1495 (496 amino acids)
Source: RefSeq, a predicted model, not a curated record